CUCAACCUUUGAAAGGAAGUUUAUUUAGCUUUAAAUUAUGUAAUAUUUUUCGUCAUGUCUGCUAAAAUGGGAUAUUGUUGGCAUUAUGCAGUGGUAUAUACAUUCUGCUUCUUAGCUUUUUCAGCAGGCCAAAAUGUACAUGAAAUCGUGUGUGAACCAAAUCAGAUGCUGGAAGUGGAUGCAACCCAGUAUCCAAAAGGCAACUUGUACAGCCCUGGAAUCAAAGACGGAGAACCGUAUCCAGAUAGCACAAAAUGCGGUUUCCAGAUUAACGCAACGCCGGGAAAGAAUAUACGACUCAAAUUUAACCUGAUUGACAUCCAACGCAACAUGCUUUGUCGAGAGGAUCACUUACUAAUUAUGAAUGUGGAUUCCAAUAAUAGUGAAAGCUAUCUGACCGCAGCUGGAAUGUAUUGUGACAAUGUCGCGGUGCCAGAUUUAAUCUCGACAACUCAUCAAGUUCAAGUGAGAUUCCUUAGCGGAUUAUUCGGAUCAGGAAGAGGAUUCAACAUAACUUAUGCCGUCGUCUCAAGCAAAGAUCUCUGCCUUCCAGGGCAGUUUGAAUGCCGAAAUCGUAAGUGCCUUUCGAGGGAUUCCCUUUGCAAUGGGGAUGACGAAUGUGGAGACGGAACCGAUGAAGAAAAUUGUGAUUUGUCACCAGUUGUUCCUGAGACAUGUGGAACGCCAGAUAUUCAGCCAGCCAACUCAAGCGGACUUUUCGACAGGAUAGUUGGAGGUCGAGAAGUCAUCAGAGGCAGCUGGCCGUGGCAGGCAGAUCUCCAGACGAAUAUUCUGCUGCCAAAUGGUCACUUUUGCGGUGGGACUCUUCUAAACACGGAGUGGGUUUUUUCCGCUGCUCACUGCAUGCCAGGCAAUCGAAGGCCUUACGAAAUCAGAGUACAUCUCGGAAAUCAUCACAAAUACGAAAAGGAUCCCUAUGAACAAGUUCGAUAUGGCAAAGAAUAUUACAUUUUUGGAGUUGACACCGAACAAUUUAUAAAGGAUGGGGUCUAUGACAUCGUUCAUGACUUAGUUUUGAUCAAAUUGAACGCACCUGUAGUCAUCAGUCCUCAUGUUAAACCAGCCUGCUUACCGGAGCUGAACGAGGAGUUGAAGGUGGGACAAAAAUGUUACGCAACUGGAUGGGGCAUCACCAGGGGUUCUGGUGGUACAGAUGUUUUGAAACAAGCGUUUCAUCCCAUUCAAUCUGCACGUACAUGUGAUAAUGAGUUUCAAGAAUUUGUUAACAGUUCUAUGAUCUGUGCUGGACAGUUGAGGAAAGGAUUUGGUUUAUGCCAUGGUGAUAGUGGCGGGCCUCUUGUUUGCCAAAAGGGAGAAAAAUGGCAUGUAUAUGGAGCAGCAAGCUUUGUCAUCGACUCCAAUUUGAUAAGUGGAUUAUGUGGCAUACAAGACAAACCAACAGUUUUUAAUAAAUUGUCUGCGAAAAUGGAUUGGGUGAAGUCCAUAUUAGAAAGCAACAAAUAGGAUAAACAACAUUUUUGAAAACAUAUUUCGAAAACCAACCACAUUCUCAAAACGAGAAACAGAAUAUAUUUUUUAAUAGGAACUCUUUGAUAUAGCAUUAGUUUUUUUAAUGGCUCUUAUAUUCGUUAUUUUCAAAGUCAAAUAUCUGUUUAGAUGUACCUGUAAUUGAAUACAGAGUUUGUAUAUAGAAUAAUACUUAUGUUGUGCAUACAUUGAUUCAUUAUAAGAUAAGUGUAAAUAAAUAUU
This is a messenger RNA of Uloborus diversus, 1731 nucleotides long. Its product is annotated as chymotrypsin B-like. Gene Ontology annotation, molecular function: protein binding; serine-type endopeptidase activity. Lineage: Eukaryota; Metazoa; Arthropoda; Arachnida; Araneae; Uloboridae. Gene Ontology annotation, biological process: acrosome reaction; proteolysis. The record is from RefSeq and is a predicted model, not a curated record. The transcript is spliced from 9 exons. The coding region runs from base 55 to 1485 and encodes 476 amino acids.